AUGGCAGAAGCAUGCCAUAACCUUCCCCCUGCAACAGAGCUCUCCAAUGCAGAGCGCUUCAAAGCUACGCACCUCGCUGCGCGCCACGGCAACUACCACCAAUAUUACGCCAAGUUCCGCGCGCCCACCGUUCCGGAUGAGCGCCUUUCCAUUCUCCCACCAGACAUCCUCCGCAACGCUCGAGUCAUUGACCUAGGCUGCAAUGCGGGUAAACUGACCUAUGAGGCGAUAGCGCACUGCGGCGCGGCCGCAUCAGUUGGCGUCGAUAUCGACCCGUGGCUAGUCGAGCAGGCGAAGGCGGCGUACCCGGAAGGGCCAUGUACAUUUGAGCACUUUGACUUCGUGAAUACGCCCGCGUAUACAGGUACCGCACUAGGCAAGUUUGACGUCGUCUUACUACUCUCCGUGACCAAGUGGAUACAUCUCAACAACGGGGACUCCGGGAUAUUAAAGCUAUUUGCGCAUAUACAAAGCAUACUGAAUGAGGGGGGUUAUCUCGUCGUGGAGCCGCAGCCUAUGAGUAAUUAUGCGAGGGCCUCAAAGAGGAAUAAAGAAUUGAGAGAGACGUAUAAGACCAUCCAGAUCAGGCCACCGUUCGAGGAUGAGUUGAAAGCGCUGGGAUUUGAGAGGAUACUGCAAGUUGAGAGGGACGAGGAAGGGUUUGCGAGGCCUGUACAUGUUUGGAAAAAAAGUGUAGUAUCAUAA
Messenger RNA from Penicillium expansum, 705 nucleotides. RefSeq names its product class I SAM-dependent methyltransferase. Gene Ontology annotation, molecular function: RNA methyltransferase activity; O-methyltransferase activity. The coding region runs from base 1 to 705 and encodes 234 amino acids. NCBI's taxonomy places the organism in Eukaryota, Fungi, Ascomycota, Eurotiomycetes, Eurotiales, Aspergillaceae. The transcript has a single exon. The record is from RefSeq and is a predicted model, not a curated record.